AGUCGAACAAUUUUCAACAGAUUGGUCUACUUUCCGACCGCUUUGAUACUAAUCUUUUUCCUGUCACGCUUCAUGGCGCCAACAACCCCCACCCAUCCCAAGAUAGAUCCAGUCGAUUUCAAAGUGUGGUCAGAGGCAGCGACUCUGCCGCGAAUUUACUUCCCUCUGACCUGCCUCUGUGGCUACACAGCUUGGCUUGUCAAAUGGUCUUUCUUUUUGGAUCAGGAUCUUGAACUGACAAAUGGUUUUGAGCUUCAGAGUAUCAGAACUUCAUGUACUUCUUGGUUUUGCGGGAAGGAACAAAAGUGGAAGGAAACAAGAGCUGACCCAAAGGGCGUUGGGAUUGGUGCAGAAAGGCUGUUCUUUACCUGUGCAGAUCAAGAUUCGAGAGCUGUACAGGCAAAUCUACCCUGUCACCAAGGGUCAACCUAGUGCCCCACCCCCUCAUAAAGAAGUGAACAUGCCUGUCAUGCACAGACAUCAAGGAAUUGUUGGGUACCCUCCAGAGGGUCCAGGGAAUUUCUCAUUGCAAAAGGCUUUGCAUGCAACUGUUGGCCUUGACUACAGCAAUGCGAUGAGUGGCAUGAGGUCAAUGAUCACUCAAGCCCCGAUUCCUGUGAACCCAGACGUGAAGUUAAAGCGCCUGCCUUUUUAUGAUGUGCUAGGGGAUCUUAUGAAACCCUCAAGCCUUAUUCCAAAAACCAGCAGCAGAAUGCAGGAGACGAUAUUUGUGUUUCAUCUAACCCCACAACAAGCCCAGGACAUCACCAUGUCCAGGGAUUUCCGGCCUGGGGCCAAGUGUGAGUACACAGUGCAGGUUCAAGUGCGUUUCUGUCUGUUGGAGACGACAUGUGAACAGGCUGACACGUUCCCCUCACAGAUACAAGUCCGUGUGAACAAUAAGCCAGCAACGUUGCCGAAUGUAAUCCCAACAAAUAAGCCCAAUGUAGAGCCAAAGCGACCAGGGAGACCUGUAGAUAUCACGAGUCUUUGUCGAUUGUCCCCGACUGUGUCCAAUGCCAUCACUGUCUCUUGGGCCACUGACUUCACUCGGAGUUUCUGUAUGUCCAUAUACCUUGUGAAGAAACUGUCUUCAGACAUCUUGUUACAUAGACUGAAGCAGUUUGGUAAUCGCCAUUCAGACCACACUAAAGCAUUAAUCAAAGAAAAACUUUCUCAGGACCCAGACAGCGAAAUUGCUACAACAAGUUUGCGAGUCUCACUCAUGUGCCCGUUGGGAAAAAUGAGAAUGCAAAUUCCAUGUCGGGCAAGCACAUGCACGCAUCUGCAAUGUUUUGACGCCUCCACAUUUCUCAUGAUGAAUGAGCGGAAGCCAACUUGGAUGUGUCCAGUUUGUGACCGACAGUGUCCUUAUGACAAACUUAUCAUCGACGGAUAUUUUGUGGAGAUCUUUAGAGACUCUCCAUCCUGCACAGAUAUUAUAUUUCAUGAAGAUGGAAGCUGGUCGCCCAUGAAGCCCCAGAAGGAGUCUUCUCAACAAGUCAUUCUCACACCCAACUCCAAGGGGUCAUCAAUGGCGUCGAGUCUAUCGUCUUCAUCUUUGUCAAGAAGUAGUUCACCACUCACAGCGACAGUGACGACGACGACGAUGUCCUCACAGCUGAUGGGAGGGUCAGGGACUGUGUCGUCGUCAUCAAGUAAGCCUGCUUCGUCCAAAGGCCCCAUCAUUGAUCUAACCAUAGACAGCUCAGAUGAAGAUGACGAUGACGAUGCCGUCAUUUCAAGCGAUCCAGUCAAUUCACCCCCCGUCAUCACCCUGGACACCCCAUCACCCACCCCAGCUGCAGCUAUGCCCGCCUCCCCACCUGUUGUCCUGAGCAAUUCACAGUGCUCCUCGCCUUCGUCUGCCAGUGCUAGUCAUUCAUCCUGUGUGUCGACCACCCCAUAUCCUUCAACGAGCUCCCAGUCUCACAACUCGCCACAUCCUGUGCGGGACAGCCCUCCGCCACUAGCCCCGGUGGAGAGCAUCCUCAACGGUUCCCCCAGUAUCAGUACUCAUUCCCCCUCCAGCACAUUACAGUCGCAGGCUCUCAACCUUGAGGCUAUGUCUGAUGCAGAUUUCGAUGAGUUUCUGAAAGGUUUGUCUUGGGGAGUUUGAAGAAGUACAGUAUUAAGGACAAAGAAGACACAAAAUAUAUUAGAAAAAAAAAUCUCCAUUGAAAGACUAUUUUAGUCUGCACAAACUUGCUAAUAGCAUGCAUUCUCACAGACACAUUGGUGAUUUCUAAAACCAUAGAGUGUGAUAAAAUGGAGAAUAGGCAUGGGAAACUGACUAUAGGCAACUUACUGUGACUUUUUGAUUGAAGAGUGAUCUGAUUGCAUCUAGUGCCUUAGGUUGAACAAGUUGAAGAUUUUUCCGACAGCUCGUCGUCAACAUGGUGGGACAUCCUGUAGUCAGCUUCUAAUUUGCUCUUUCUUUAAUUUUUUGGAAAUGCAAAAUAGAUCCACAUUCUGUGAGGAUUUGAAGGUUUGAAAAAAGGUUUGGCAAAAUGUACAUGACAAAAUUCUAUUUAUAUGUGGUUACUGGUCAUCCCUAGGUUGUAUAUGGUCAUGAAAGCGAUAGUUAUGCAGUUUCUUUUAUACCCAUGGUUAUAGGUUUACAACUGAAAGAUGUUGUGGACAACUGAAGAUUUGGUUCUGUUUUGAAGAACAGGAAAGAUGGGCCAGCUGCUUUAUGAUAUGUGCUUCAUUUUUACUUAAUUAAUUCUCCUUUGUGUGAUCAAACCGAUGAGUCAGUUGGAAAACACCUUGAAACCAGAAAGUGUAAAUACAAGAGAAGACUGAUUUUUUAAUUUUAGUGUGGCUGUGAUGGUCCUGGAAAAAAAAGUUUUAGAAUUAUGGUCUCAGUAGACAUGCAUUCCUUGAUGAAGCCUGUCUUUUUGUCGCUCACUGAAAGCCAUUGUAGUUGUGUCCAUUGGUGUCUCCAAAAAUUUUCGAAUGCUGAUGGUAUAUUUCGCUGAAAGUGCAGUAUUUGCGGAUUGUGUCCCUCAAGUCCUUAUUUAGAAUGAAAUUGUCAUUUUUGUCGUGUUGAUGACUGGUAGGUGUUUUUCUUUGUACCUUUACCUUUCACUUGUCAUGGAAAAAUCUUGUAUAGAUUCUUUUUUGGGGUCUUAAUCAUUGUUGGCACUUUUGUGUAAUCAAAGGAUUACUUUUUUGUUGCAGGUGUCAGUUUCAUGUUGAUAAAACUUUAAAAAAA
This is a messenger RNA of Aplysia californica (California sea hare), 3217 nucleotides long. RefSeq names its product E3 SUMO-protein ligase PIAS1. Lineage: Eukaryota; Metazoa; Mollusca; Gastropoda; Aplysiida; Aplysiidae. Gene Ontology annotation, biological process: protein sumoylation; regulation of transcription by RNA polymerase II. Gene Ontology annotation, molecular function: zinc ion binding; SUMO ligase activity; transcription coregulator activity. The transcript is spliced from 14 exons. The coding region runs from base 242 to 2119 and encodes 625 amino acids. The record is from RefSeq and is a predicted model, not a curated record.